AUGUUGGCGGUUGUUGGCGGGGGAACGACGGUUCCCGGAGGCAUAAGGUUGGACUCAGAAGGACAGGGGUUACUCGGAGUACGUUCUGAAUCGCUGCAAGGGUGUGUUAUGGACGUGUCCCCCGAUGGAACUAAGUUUUGGACGCCGUCGUGUGAUGAGGCGGUUAAGCCUUUUGAGGGGCAGACUUUUCCUUCUCUCGCUUACGGUAUUGAUUUUUAUCGUCAGUAUGCGUCUCUCGUUGGUUUUGAUAUUUUUGUGCUUAAGUGUGCUAGGGCCAACGUUGGGCCUAAUAGGUCGUUUCGUUUGGCUAGGGAGUUUGCUGGGUCGUAUUCUAAUGUUGGUGCGACAUGUGUCGAUUUUAAAAAUUUGAAGCGUGAUUUAAUGGCAUUUAUUGGGACUUCUGAUGCUCAUAUUGUUGUGAAAAAAUAUGCUAAGAAGGUAGAUGAUUGCCCGGAGUAUGUCUUUAAAUAUGAUGUAGAUUCUCAGGAUCAAUUAUGUAGGGCUUUUUGGGCUGACCUUAUUGCGAAGGAAAAUUUUUCUGCUUUUGGGGAGGUGGUGUCGUUUGAUGCGACUUAUGGGACUAGUAGGUAUGGUAUGGUAUUGGUUCCGUUUACGGGUGUUGAUAAUCACAAGAGAGGCGUCACAUUUGCAAUGGGUUUUAUUUCCCGUGAAGAUGUGGACUCGUAUGUGUGGCUUCUCCAGCAAUUUAAAAGUGCAAUGGGUUGUGUGCAUAGUUGUACUAUCACUGAUCAUGAUCCUUCGAUGCAGAUUGCAGUCCCACAGGUGUUUGAUACUACGCGGCAUAGGUUUUGUAUGUGGCAUAUAAUGUCAAAGGUUGGUGAGAAGGUUGGUAAUGUUCUAUCUAAAGACGAGGAAUUUCGGCGUGCUUUGAAUGAUGUUGUUUGGUGUGAGACGUUGUCCGUGGAGGAGUUUGAGCGGGGUUGGCAGGACGUAAUGGAAAAGUAUAGCCUUGGUGAUCACAGGUGGUUUCGUCUUAUGUAUGAUUUGAGAUCGUUUUGGAUCCCUGCGUUUUUUAAUGAUCUUUUCAUGGGUGGUUUGCUUCGCAUGACAUCUAGGUCCGAAGCUGCGAAUAGUGCCAAACUAAAUCCCGAAUGUGAGGGCCACUUUCCUUUGUGCCAGACUCCGUUGUUGAUUGAGAAGCAUACGGUUGCGGUGUAUACUGUUAAUGUUUUUUAUGAUGUGCAAGCCGAGGUUAUUGCGGGAUCUUUUUCGUGUCGUUCUGUGCGUUCAAAUGUUGAAGGGUUGGUAACCCGGUAUGAGGUUCAAGAUGGUGAUGAGCCGGUGCGCACCGUGAGUUUUGACUCUGGUAAUGCUGUUGUCGAGUGCACGUGUAACAUGUUUUCACGGGUUGAGUUACUUUGUCGUCAUAUUUUCUGGGUUUUCAAGGAUCGUAGGAUUGUUUCUAUCCCUUCUCGGUAUGUGAUCGCACGUUGGACAAGGGGGGCUUGUGUGCGACAGUUGUUGGGUGUUCAACGUGGGGGCGCUUUGGAGGUAGAUGUCGCAAUUGGUGAAGCUUGGGCAGAAUUUUUUUCGUGCGUGACCAUGGCUUCACGGAGUGUUGAUAAUGUUACCAAGUUGAAUGCAGCUUUGAAAGAUUUCAAUGUUUUUUUAUUGGCUGAGAAUGGUCCUAGCGUUCGUGCUUCUUCUUCUAAGAAGCAACUUUGA
Ipomoea nil (Japanese morning glory) is the source of this 1686-nucleotide messenger RNA. RefSeq names its product protein FAR1-RELATED SEQUENCE 5-like. The record is from RefSeq and is a predicted model, not a curated record. NCBI's taxonomy places the organism in Eukaryota, Viridiplantae, Streptophyta, Magnoliopsida, Solanales, Convolvulaceae. The transcript is spliced from 5 exons. Gene Ontology annotation, molecular function: zinc ion binding. Gene Ontology annotation, biological process: regulation of DNA-templated transcription. Bases 1 to 1686 code for a protein of 561 amino acids.